AUGGAAGAGAGCACUAACCAAAAGGAAGUUGGAACGAUGAAUCCGUUCGCCAAAGGCGGUUUAUCGAGAUCUCCGCCCCUGCAAAACCAACAUGGGCACCAGUCUCGUGAUAAGGAGCAACAGAAGUUGCAGCAGCAGUCACAGCAGCAGCCGCAAAAGCAGCAGCAGCAGAUGCACCAGCCAAAGCAGAAUGUGUUGAACAAAACAAUGCCGGAGGCGAGAGUACUAGAAGCGAAAAGUUUAGUGGAUGAGCUCCAUAGUUUCGUGGACGCAAGGAACAACAUCCACAAAGAAAUUAAAAAGAUGGUCCACAGAAUUCGGAAGGUUGUAGUAUCGGCCGUCAAAGAGUACGAAACGAUAGUAGAACGAGCAAACACAGCGGAACUUACAUUAACAUCCGCUAAAGUUGCCGCUAUCACGAGUUCUCUGAAGCAGGGAGGCACCAGUGCAGCUUCGGUGAGCUCAACGAAACAAGGGAAAGAGGGGGUUGCUGGGGUGGAUAAUGUCUCUGUAUCCAUUACUCCAAAGAGGCCAAGAACAUCUCCAGGAGACGAGAGACCAGGCGGUUCCAAGAGACCUAUACGCCUAGACGAGGACUCCUCUGAGGAGGCGGCUGAGCAAAAGGAAGGAUGGAAUUCUGUUGCUGGCCAGAAAACAGAGAAAAAAAAAGAGUCAGCAAAAGCGAAAGGAGCGGAGAAAAUUGGAGCAGAAGGGGAAAGAAAAGUUUGUGCCUCGUCAAAGGACACCAAAAGGGGACGCAGUUCUCGUCAAGGCUAA
This is a messenger RNA of Malaya genurostris, 777 nucleotides long. RefSeq names its product myb-like protein AA. The transcript has a single exon. The coding region runs from base 1 to 777 and encodes 258 amino acids. The record is from RefSeq and is a predicted model, not a curated record. Lineage: Eukaryota; Metazoa; Arthropoda; Insecta; Diptera; Culicidae.